This is a messenger RNA of Rhodotorula graminis WP1, 900 nucleotides long. RefSeq lists its product as uncharacterized. Gene Ontology annotation, molecular function: methionine adenosyltransferase regulator activity. Lineage: Eukaryota; Fungi; Basidiomycota; Microbotryomycetes; Sporidiobolales; Sporidiobolaceae. Gene Ontology annotation, biological process: S-adenosylmethionine biosynthetic process. Gene Ontology annotation, cellular component: methionine adenosyltransferase complex. The coding region runs from base 1 to 900 and encodes 299 amino acids. The transcript has 8 exons. The record is from RefSeq and is a predicted model, not a curated record.
AUGCGCGUCUUCUGGGCCGAGCGGUCUUGUCCGAGUUCAAGCAGGCAGGACACGACGGGCACGGCCUACUCGCGCGCCACCGCAGACCUCGUCAAGCUCGACCUGCACGACGGCCAAGCCGUCGAGACCUUGCUCGCCGACUUCAAGCCCGAGCUCGUCGUCCACUGCGCCGCCGAGAGGCGCCCGGACGCCGUCGAGUCGAACCCUGAAGCCGCCAAGAAGCUCAACAUUGCCGUCCCCGCCCUCCUGUCGACCCUCUCCCGCUCGUCCUCGCACCCUUUCUUCCUCCUCUACAUCUCGACCGACUACGUGUUUGACGGCCACGCUCCUCCGGCGGGCUACGAGCCCGACGCUGAGACGGCUCCGACCAACCUGUACGGCGAGAGCAAGCUGCAGGGCGAGGUCGAGACGCUCAAGGGGAUCGAGGCCGGCGGCAAGGGCUGCGUGUUGCGGGUACCCGUCCUGUACGGCAAGGCCGAGAGCCACUCCGAGUCGGCCAUCAACAUCCUCGUCGAGUCGGUGCGCCAGGCGGCAAAGGGCGAGCCGGUCAAGAUGGACAACUGGGCCAAGCGCUACCCGACUAACGUCGCCGACAUUGCGCGCGUCCUCGUCGAGCUCGCAGAGAAAUCCUCGUCGACCACCCUCCCCUCGAUCCUCCACUUCUCGGCGCAGCAAGAGCACACCAAGUACACGAUCGCGCAGCUCUUUGCGCGGCUGCACAACCCGCCUCUCGAGCUCGGCGACAAUCUCGUCCGAGUCAGCGACGGGCCCAAGCCGGGCGAGACGGUGCGGCCGCAGGACUGCCACCUGUCGAACCGCGCCAUCGAGGCGCUCGGCAUCGAUACGUCGCGGUGCGUCGACUUUGAGGCGUGGUGGCGCGAGUACCUCAAGGACGAGUAG